Porites lobata is the source of this 774-nucleotide messenger RNA. Lineage: Eukaryota; Metazoa; Cnidaria; Anthozoa; Scleractinia; Poritidae. The record is from the annotation of a GenBank genome assembly.
AUGAUCAGGAUAUGGGUGAUGUUUGUUUGUCUUGAGAGACAUCAUUACAAUAAGGCCCCACUAGUUUGGCUUUCUAUGUGCUCUUACUGGGGCAUGCACCAUCCUGCCUUAUAUAAACUGCUUCUGACAAAUUUGGUUAUCUUUGUUGAGUAUCCUGUAGAAAACACUCAUAGUAUCAUACGUUCUAAAACCAACACCCAUGACACAGCUGAACAAAUACAGAAGAAAGCGAAAGUUGUGUUUCAGUCAAAAAUGGAACAGCAGCACUUCAAAGAACACUUCACCCAACCCAAGAAACCGCAGUGGUCACUUAAUAACCUCAAAAGUCUGAAGGCCAAAUGUGCAAACAUCCUUGCAAACAUAUUUACAGGAAUAGCCAAGAACCCAGGAAAAGCAAAAAUCUCUACUCAAGGCAAAACUACAAAAGUGUUGUUACCCAAGAUAUUUGGAGAUGAGCCUGUCAAGAUUAAAGUCUUACCUCUGGGAUACUGCACCAGCACCAUUCCAGACCAAAGCAGUCGAUGUGAUUUACCAGGGUGCAACAUAAAUAAAGAUCUGUCUGGGAAAAUAUUUGAGGGCUGUUCACAUUCUUUCCAUCAUUCCUGCCUUGGCGAAAUACAGUUUUGUCCCCUCUGUCAAGCCUUCCUUGCAAAAAAAGCAGAGAGUCUUUCGAAAACUGCCAAGGAAGCUAUUCUAAACCCUAAAGAAAAAGAAAGUGUAAAUGAACAAUCCAAGAACCUACCAGCAGAUGACAGUGAACUAGAGGGUGGAUGA